AUGUUGUGCCGUUACGCAACAUCCGACUGCGGCUUUGUACUGUGCAACUUCUGCAGCCUCUCUUUGCUUACUCCAUCACGCGUCGACAUGGCAUAUUCGCUGCUGCGUUUCUGUGGCCUCGUCUGUGUCUCGGUAUUGUCUGAGACAACUAGGCCGUGCACAGCGCAGGGCUCUGCGAUUGUUUUGGUUGGCACUGCGGCGUGGUCGCCUCACAUCCUGUUGCCACUGGAAACAGCACCGUGGCAGCUGGUGCCUGUGGCAUCUGAACUUGGGCCUUGGCGUGCGCAGCCGGCCCCAGAUUUUGAGAAGGGCUGCCUGAGGCUCGAGGGCCGCUACGGUGCUGCAGACUUGGGCCUUGGCAGCCUUGGCCUUGCAAAAGGCGGCCAGUCGGACGGAGCUUUGGCUCUCGCCAGACCGCCCGUUCGCUGGUCCUCCAACCCUGGACGCCCUUUGUUGAGGCUGCGAUGA
Symbiodinium sp. CCMP2456 is the source of this 468-nucleotide messenger RNA. NCBI's taxonomy places the organism in Eukaryota, Dinophyceae, Suessiales, Symbiodiniaceae. The record is from the annotation of a GenBank genome assembly.